This is a messenger RNA of Ctenocephalides felis (cat flea), 15030 nucleotides long. It is a transcript of the gene Sdb, whose product is annotated as titin. The transcript is spliced from 16 exons. Gene Ontology annotation, cellular component: ciliary basal body; axonemal microtubule; sperm flagellum. Gene Ontology annotation, molecular function: microtubule binding. The record is from RefSeq and is a predicted model, not a curated record. NCBI's taxonomy places the organism in Eukaryota, Metazoa, Arthropoda, Insecta, Siphonaptera, Pulicidae. Gene Ontology annotation, biological process: microtubule anchoring.
UGCUAUUGUUAAUGCUGACGUAAUCGUGUUAUUGAAUGUGCUAUUUAUUUACCUUUGUAUUAUUAUUUAUGUGAUAGAAAAUUAUUUUGUUUUGUUUAUUUCGAUAGAUAGUGUCAGUGUUUGUAUUUCAAAUUAAUGUGAUCUGUGCAAAAUGACGAGUAAAGAAAAGAUAUCGACGAUGGAUAAUAUUACAACUCCGAUUGUUGUUUUGGAAAAUAUUGAGGAAAAUUCAAAUAGAAUAAUACAAUUUAAUUCUUCGACAGAAUUAGCCAGUAGUUCUGUAUCUAACGAAACGAAGUAUGUCGUUGAGAAUUCUGCAGAAGUCAAAAUACAACGUACUGAGAGUGGGAGCACAGGUGUCGUCAUAACGGACGUUAGCGAUCUCCGCUUGAGUUCUGCUUCUUUAGACGAGCCGAUUAUUCAUUCAAAUUUCAUCAUUACAGAACCAAGAAAUGACGUAGAAUCUUUCUCGAAAGAAGCUUUUGGAAGCCAUGGUGUAAUUAAAUUGACGCAAACUAGUGAUGGGAAAGCGUUAAAUAGCAAUUCUAGUUUUUAUGAAAAGGUGCUUUCAACUAGCAGUUCAACUUCCGCCCAACAAACUGAUCUUUCAAGUUCGUCAAAAAAUAUUGACGAAACAUCAAAUAAAACCUUUUAUUUACAAAUGCGUGAUGAUAAAAAUUCAAAGGCUGGACUAAAAAUGGGUACAAAUUAUAAGAAAGAUACAUUAGAUUUUAUUGCUCACGAAUGCAAAGAUUCUGAAGAACGUGUUCCAAAAAGAUUGAGUGAUAUUACAUCGCCCAUCGGCAUUGAAACUACUUCCACUUCAACAAAAUUAGACGGUAAGCGACUUGACCUGAGUGAUGUAAAAACAGACAAGAAUUUAUCUUCAAUUCGGACUGAAAGGACCUACAUAACAAACAAAAAUACUGCGGACAAUGUUAUUUCUACAAGUGGAAAAAAUGUCAGAAAAAUUAAAGAUUCAAGUAAAAAAGAUGAUAAAUUUAAAAUUAUUGAUAAAUCAACAAGGACUGAAGAUGACAACUCAGAAUUGACCAAUCAAGACCGUGCUAUAUUUCUAUCAAAAAAUGAAAAUCUCCCAUCAGACCUAGUCCAAACAAUGUUCACUGAUUCUAAAACUAAAAAAAUGUAUGCAAUAGUAAAAGGAGAAUUGCAGCACGUAAAUGAUGAAAUAUUUCAAUCAGAUGAACCGCAUGCGUGGACAGAAACAACGUAUACAACGUUGGAUGCUCUGGGUAAUAUUGUCUCUGAAAGCUUUGAAAAAAAGGAGAAUACUACGUUCGAUUCAAAAACUCUGACAAACGUACGACAGGAGACAAAUCAAAUUGCAGAUAAGCUAAAAACUUUCAAACCGAGUGCUAUAUUAGAUAAGUCGAAAAAUAGGAUAUUGUUAGAAUCUAAAAUCACAAAUACAAUUGGCGAUGAAGAUAUAGUAGGGUUUACAGAAACUACAUAUAUUACCACCGAUGCCGCUGGUAAUAUUAUUAAUGAAAUAGUUGAACGCGUUGCUAAUAGCAGCGCGCAACCCAUGAAUGAAACUAUGACGAGCACAUCGACACCUAGCAAGCAGAAAGAUCGACGUUCAGAAAGUAUGUAUGCCAUUAAAGACUCAUCUGGUGGCAAUAUUUUGUAUACUAAAGAUAGAACCGAUGUAAGGGCUACAAUUGACCAGUCUGAAGAUAGUUCAAUUGGUACUUUAUCCACUCAAGUUACUGAACGACAAGAUUACGAAAUUAGCACCAAAUCUGAAGAAACAUUCAAUAAAUCAACAUACCUUAGUGAUAUUUCAGAAAAACAAUAUUCUGCAGAUAAAAAUAUAAAGCACCGCGAACUCACAAAAACGAUAGACAAUCAAAAAGAUAUCGAAAAUAUAAAAAAUCCAAAAACUAAAGUUGUUAUGAUUGAUGACCCAAUAAGACCAGGAAAAAUGAUACGUAAGGUUGUACAAUUGAAGCAAAAAGAUGAUUUAAUUCAUAAUAAAACUGUGAAGGUGCAUCAAGAAAACACCACGGAUAAAAAGAUUGAAAUUAAGAAUGAAAUAACAGAACAAGUGAAUACAUCAUUAAUAAAAUCUUGUGAUAGUAGUAAUACAGUAACCGACAAUGAAGAAUCUGUUCGCAUAUAUAGCGGCGUAGGUAAUAAGUUUCAUGAUAUUCUUCCUCAAAAUAUAGUUAGUAAUAUUGAAAAAGAUAAUUAUAAGGAUGGUAUCAAAAGCAUGCACACAACAAUAGAAGACGAUAGUCAUUCUGAAAUAAUAGCUAGCACGCAGAUCAGUGCAUAUCAUAAGAUUUCGAAUUUAACGACUUUUGACACGACCGAUUCUCAUGUUACGAGUUCGAAUAAUGAAAAUUUAGUAUUUGAAGGGUCUUCUUCAAUUACUGAUGUUAGUGUAAAUGAGCUUUCAUUCGUCGAUAAUAAUGCAAGAAAUCUUGACGUUUCAUCACUAAAGAGCGAUGAAUACUCAGAGGAUGUUCGGGAAAAGACGUCAAUUGUUUCUGGUGACCUAUCGUCUCGGCAAGGAAUGUUUGAAAAAAAAUAUAUCAAGACAAAGAGCGAUAGCAGUACAUCGGCAAAUGAAGGCACUAAAUAUAAAAAAUACGAAGAACAAUGUGUUUGUGAAAUAUGUACAUGCGGCCAUCAUCGAUGUCCACAUAACCCUGGUUAUCAGUAUACAGAAUGGGAUUCGGCUAUAGAAGCAACCACUGCUUACCGCAAUGAUUAUGAUCAAAAGCACGUUGAAAAAGCAACUGCCAUACGUUAUUAUGAUAACUUACGCCUGGAGGGUUCUCUCGAUAUACCACAAAAGCCAAAAUAUGAAUCUACUCCAAGGUCUAAGCCCUUCCGCCCUCAAGACAAUCUUAAACCUGAAGGAGAUUUUGAAAGACCUGCAAAAAGUACGUAUAAUAGUAUUUCUGAUACAGCCAAAAUGUCUAAAGAACAUUUGAAAUACCAUGGUGAUCGCGCGGAAAUAGUGAAAAGAAUGGAUAACUUACAUAUGGAAGGAGAGAUUUUCGAUGCAACAAAGACAAAAACGGACUAUAGUGGCUUACAAACUCAAAUGCUUCAACCCGUAAGACGUAACACGUGGACAAAAUCAGAAGAAAAUACAAUGCAAGAAGAAUAUGUUAAACAUGAGGAAAGUUUUAGCUUUAAUCAAAGUUAUUUAAAAGCCGAGGAAGAGGUUGAUUACGUUAAACUAAAUUGUGAGGACUCAGCACUCUCCGUUAUAAGCGAGAAGCCUUCCCGAAGAAAAACAUGGACUAAGGAUGACAUCCAUAAAUAUUACUCUGCUUCUGAAACACAUGACAUCGAUUCCCAUGUAGAACGAACAAGUGCUGCAAAACAAGUAGAUAAGAGAGUAAUGCCUGUUAAACACUCUGAUAACCUUCGACCUGAAGGCGAUUUUGAGAGGCCCGAGCAACCGAAAUAUAUGUCAACCGAGAGGCCUAAAGCAAUGAAACCAAAGGAUAACUUGCAACCUGAAGGUGAUUUUGAGAGACCUGAGCAACAUAAAGUUGUGCCGGCUGAAAUUAGGACGCCGAUUAAACACUUCGAUAAUCUACGACCUGAAGGCGAUUUUGAGAGACCAGAACAUCAAAAAUAUGAGCCGGUUGAAAGGCCGAAAGCGAAGAAACCAAAAGACAACUUGCACCCGGACGGCGAUUUUGAAAGACCUGAGCAAAAUAAAAUUGUGCCGGCUGAAGUUAGGACGCCGAUUAAAUAUUUCGACAAUCUUCGACCUGAAGGCGAUUUCGAAAGACCAGAACAACAGCGGUAUGAGCCGGCUGAAAGGCCCAAAGCGAAAAAACCAAAGGAUAACUUACACCCCGAAGGUGAUUUUGAAAGACCUGAACAGGAGAAAUUUAGGCCAACUGAGAGGCCAAAAGCAAAGAAACCAAAAGACAACUUGCAGCCGGAGGGCGAUUUUGAAAGGCCUAAGCAAGAGAAAUUUAGGCCAGCUGAGAGGCCCACAGCGAAGAAACCAAAAGACAACUUGCAGCCGGAGGGUGAUUUUGAAAGACCAGAACAACAGCAGUACGAACCGGCUGAAAGGCCAAAAGCAAAAAAACCAAAAGAUAACUUGCAUCCGGAAGGCGAUUUUGAAAGGCCGGAGCAGGAGAAAUUCAGGCCAGCUGAGAGGCCCAAAGCGAAAAAACCAAAAGACAACUUGCAGCCAGAGGGCGAUUUUGAAAGGCCUGAGCAACUUAAACGGUACGAGCCGGCUGAAAGGCCAAAAGCGAAAAAACCAAAAGAUAACUUGCAGCCGGAAGGCGAUUUUGAAAGGCCUGAGCAGGAGAAAUUUAAGCCAGGUGAGAGGCCCAAAGCGAAGAAACCAAGAGACAACUUGCAGCCAGAGGGCGAUUUUGAAAGGCCUGAGCAACUUAAAAUUGUGCCGUCUGAAGUUAGGACACCGAUUAAACAUUUCGACAAUCUUCGACCGGAGGGUAGUUUUGAGAGACCUGAACAAGAACAAUAUAGACCCGCAGAAAGGCGCAAAGCGGAAAAACCAACAGACAACCUGCAGCUAGAAGGCGAAUUUGAACGAUCUGAGUCGUUUAGGUAUGAACAAGCAGAGCGAAGAACUCUGAUCAAGCAUUAUGAUAACCUUCGACCUGAAGGCGACUUUGAGAGACCGGAGCAGCUCAAAUAUGAGCCAACUGAAAGACCCAAAGCGAAGAAACCAAAAGACAACUUACAGCCGGAGGGAGAUUUUGAAAGACCUGAGCCACCUAAAGUUGGGCCGGCUGAAGUUAGGACGCCGAUUAGACAUUUCGACAAUCUUCGACCUGAAGGUAAUUUCGAAAGACCAGAACAACAGCGGUACGAGCCGGCUGAAAGGCCAAAAGCGAAAAAACCAAAAGACAACUUGCAGCCGGAGGGCGAUUUUGAAAGGCCAGAGCAUCUUAAAGUUGUGCCGGCUGAAGUUCGGACGCCGAUUAAACAUUUCGACAAUCUUCGACCGGAGGGUAGUUUUGAGAGACCUGAACAAGAACAAUAUAGACCCGCAGAAAGGCGCAAAGCGGAGAAACCAACAGACAACCUGCAGCUAGAAGGCGAAUUUGAACGAUCUGAGUCGUUUAGGUAUGAACAAGCAGAGCGAAGAACUCUGAUCAAGCAUUAUGAUAACCUUCGACCUGAAGGCGACUUUGAGAGACCGGAGCAGCUCAAAUAUGAGCCAACUGAAAGACCCAAAGCGAAGAAACCAAAAGACAACUUACAGCCGGAGGGAGAUUUUGAAAGACCUGAGCCACCUAAACCGGCUGAAAGGCCAAAAGCGAAAAAACCAAAAGACAACUUGCAGCCGGAGGGCGAUUUUGAAAGGCCAGAGCAUCUUAAAGUUGUGCCGGCUGAAGUUCGGACGCCGAUUAAACAUUUCGACAAUCUUCGACCGGAGGGUAGUUUUGAGAGACCUGAACAAGAACAAUAUAGACCCGCAGAAAGGCGCAAAGCGGAGAAACCAACAGACAACCUGCAGCUAGAAGGCGAAUUUGAACGAUCUGAGUCGUUUAGGUAUGAACAAGCAGAGCGAAGAACUCUGAUCAAACAUUAUGAUAACCUUCGACCUGAAGGCGACUUUGAGAGACCGGAGCAGCUCAAAUAUGAGCCAACUGAAAGACCCAAAGCGAAGAAACCAAAAGACAACUUACAGCCGGAGGGAGAUUUUGAAAGACCUGAACAGCAAAAUCGGUAUGAGCCGGCUGAAAGACCCAAAGCGAAAAAACCAAAGGAUAACUUACAGCCCGAAGGUGAUUUUGAAAGACCCGAACAGGAGAAAUUUAAGCCAACUGAGAGGCCCCAAGCUAAGAAACCAAAAGACAACCUACAGCCGGAGGGCGAUUUUGAAAGGCCUGAGCAGGAGAAAUUUAGGCCAGCUGAGAGGCCCAAAGCAAAGAAACCAAAAGACAACUUGCAGCCUGAGGGCGAUUUUGAAAGGCCUGAGCAACUUAAACGUUACGAGCCGGCUGAAAGGCCAAAAGCGAAAAAACCAAAAGAUAACUUGCAGCCGGAAGGCGAUUUUGAAAGGCCUGAGCAGGAGAAAUUUAAGUCAGCUGAGAGGCCCAAAGCGAAGAAACCAAAAGACAACUUGCAGCCGGAGGGCGAUUUUGAAAGGCCCGAGCAACUUAAAGUUGUGCCGGCUGAAAUUAGGACGCCGAUUAAACAUUUCGACAAUCUUCGACCGGAGGGUAGUUUUGAGAGACCUGAACAAGAACAAUAUAGACCCGCAGAAAGACGCAAAGCGGAGAAACCAACAGACAACCUGCAGCUAGAAGGCGAAUUUGAACGAUCUGAGUCGUUUAGGUAUGAACAAGCAGAGCGAAGAACACUGAUCAAACAUUAUGAUAACCUUCGACCUGAAGGCGACUUUGAGAGACCGGAGCAACUCAAAUAUAAGCCAACUGAAAGACCCAAAGCGAAGAGACCAAAAGACAACUUACAGCCGGAGGGAGAUUUUGAAAGACCUGAACAGCAAAAAGUUCCGGCUGAAAGACCCAAAGCGAAAAAACCAAAGGAUAACUUACAGCCCGAAGGUGAUUUUGAAAGACCCGAACAGGAGAAAUUUAAGCCAACUGAGAGGCCCCAAGCUAAGAAACCAAAAGACAACCUACAGCCGGAGGGCGAUUUUGAAAGGCCUGAGCAGGAGAAAUUUAGGCCAGCUGAGAGGCCCAAAGCAAAGAAACCAAAAGACAACUUGCAGCCUGAGGGCGAUUUUGAAAGGCCUGAGCAACGUAAAGUUGUGCCGGCUGAAGUUAGGACGCCGAUUAAACAUUUCGACAAUCUUCGACCUGAGGGUGAUUUUGAAAGACCAGAACAACAGCGUUACGAGCCGGCUGAAAGGCCAAAAGCGAAAAAACCAAAAGAUAACUUGCAGCCGGAAGGCGAUUUUGAAAGGCCUGAGCCCGAGCAACUUAAAGUUGUUCCGGCUGAAAUUAGGACGCCGAUUAAACAUUUCGACAAUCUUCGACCGGAGGGUAGUUUUGAGAGACCUGAACAAGAACAAUAUAGACCCGCAGAAAGACGCAAAGCGGAGAAACCAACAGACAACCUGCAGCUAGAAGGCGAAUUUGAACGAUCUGAGUCGUUUAGGUAUGAACAAGCAGAGCGAAGAACACUGAUCAAACAUUAUGAUAACCUUCGACCUGAAGGCGACUUUGAGAGACCGGAGCAACUCAAAUAUAAGCCAACUGAAAGACCCAAAGCGAAGAGACCUAAAGACAAUUUACAGCCGGAGGGAGAUUUUGAAAGACCUGAACAGCAAAAAGUUGUGCCGGCUGAAGUUAGGACGCCGAUUAAACAUUUCGACAAUCUUCGACCUGAGGGUGAUUUUGAAAGACCAGAACAACAGCGGUAUGAGCCGGCUGAAAGACCCAAAGCGAAAAAACCAAAAGAUAACUUACAGCCCGAAGGUGAUUUUGAAAGACCCGAACAGGAGAAAUUUAAGCCAACUGAGAGGCCCCAAGCAAAGAAACCAAAAGACAACCUACAGCCGGAGGGCGAUUUUGAAAGGCCUGAGCAGGAGAAAUUUAGGCCAGCUGAGAGGCCCAAAGCGAAGAAACCAAAAGACAACUUGCAGCCUGAGGGCGAUUUUGAAAGGCCUGAGCAACUUAAAGUUGUGCCGGCUGAAGUUAGGACGCCGAUUAAACAUUUCGACAAUCUUCGACCUGAGGGUGAUUUUGAAAGACCAGAACCACAGCGGUACGAGCCGGCUGAAAGGCCAAAAGCGAAAAAACCAAAAGAUAACUUGCAGCCGGAAGGCGAUUUUGAAAGGCCUGAGCAGGAGAAAUUUAAGUCAGCUGAGAGGCCCAAAGCGAAGAAACCAAAAGACAACUUGCAGCCGGAGGGCGAUUUUGAAAGGCCCGAGCAACUUAAAGUUGUUACGGCUGAAAUUAGGACGCCGAUUAAACAUUUCGACAAUCUUCGACCGGAGGGUAGUUUUGAGAGACCUGAACAAGAACAAUAUAGACCCGCAGAAAGACCCAACUGAAAGACCCAAGCGAAGAGACCAAAAGACAACUUACAGCCGGAGGGAGAUUUUGAAAGACCUGAACAGCAAAAAGUUGUGUCGGCUGAAGUUAGGACGCCGAUUAAACAUUUUGACAAUCUUCGACCUGAAGGUGAUUUUGAAAGACCAGAACAACAGCGGUACGAGCCGGCUGAAAGACCCAAAGCGAAAAAACCAAAGGAUAACUUACAGCCCGAAGGUGAUUUUGAAAGACCCGAACAGGAGAAAUUUAAGCCAACUGAGAGGCCCCAAGCAAAGAAACCAAAAGACAACCUACAGCCGGAGGGCGAUUUUGAAAGGCCUGAGCAGGAGAAAUUUAGGCCAGCUGAGAGGCCCAAAGCGAAGAAACCAAAAGACAACUUGCACCCUGAGGGCGAUUUUGAAAGGCCUGAGCAACUUAAAGUUGUGCCGGCUGAAGUUAGGACGCCGAUUAAACAUUUCGACAAUCUUCGACCUGAGGGUGAUUUUGAAAGACCAGAACAACAGCGGUACGAGCCGGCUGAAAGGCCAAAAGCGAAAAAACCAAAAGAUAACUUGCAGCCGGAAGGCGAAUUUGAAAGGCCUGAGCAGGAGAAAUUUAAGUCAGCUGAGAGGCCCAAAGCGAAAAAACCAAAAGACAACUUGCAGCCGGAGGGUGAUUUUGAAAGGCCCGAGCAACUUAAAGUUGUGCCGGCUGAAAUUAGGACGCCGAUUAAACAUUUCGACAAUCUUCGACCGGAGGGCGAUUUUGAAAGGCCUCAGCAGGAGAAAUUUAAGCCAACUAAGAGGCCCCAAGCAAAGAAACCUAAAGACAACCUACAGCCGGAGGGCGAUUUUGAAAGGCCUGAGCAGGAGAAAUUUAGGCCAGCUGAGAGGCCCAAAGCGAAGAGACCAAAAGAUAACUUACAGCCGGAGGGAGAUUUUGAAAGACCUGAACAGCAAAAAGUUGUGCCGGCUGAAGUUAGGACGCCAAUCAAACAUUUCGACAAUCUUCGACCUGAAGGCGAUUUUGAGAGGCCAGAGCAACAGCGGUAUGAGCCGGCUGAAAGACCCAAAGCGAAAAAACCAAAGGAUAACUUACAGCCAGAAGGUGAUUUUGAAAGACCAGAACCGGAGAAAUUUAAGCCAACUGAGAGGCCCCAAGCAAAGAAACCAAAAGACAACCUACAGCCGGAGGGCAAUUUUGAAAGGCCUGAGCUGGAGAAAUUUAGGCCAGCUGAGAGGCCCAAAGCGAAGAAACCAAAAGACAACUUGCAGCCUGAGGGCGAUUUUGAAAGGCCUGAGCAACUUAAAGUUGUGCCGGCUGAAGUUAGGACGCCGAUUAAACAUUUCGACAAUCUUCGACCUGAGGGUGAUUUUGAAAGACCAGAACAACAGCGGUACGAGCCGACUGAAAGGCCGAAAGCGAAGAAACCAAAAGACAACUUGCAGCCGGAGGGCGAUUUUGAAAGACCUGAACAGCAAAAAGUAGUGCCGGCUGAAGUUAGGACGCCAAUCAAACAUUUCGACAAUCUUCGACCUGAAGGCGAUUUCGAGAGGCCAGAGCAACAGCGGUAUGAGCCGGCUGAAAGACCCAAAGCGAAAAAACCAAAGGAUAACUUACAGCCCGAAGGUGAUUUUGAAAGACCCGAACAGGAGAAAUUUAAGCCAACUGAGAGGCCCCAAGCAAAGAAACCAAAAGACAACCUACAGCCGGAGGGCGAUUUUGAAAGGCCUGAGCAGGAGAAAUUUAAGCCAGCUGAGAGGCCUAAAGCAAAGAAACCAAAAGACAACUUGCAGCCGGAGGGCGAAUUUGAAAGGCCUGAGCAACUUGAAGUUGUGCCGGCUGAAGUUAGAACGCCGAUCAAACAUUUCGACAAUCUUCGGCCAGAAGGUAGUUUUGAAAGACCUGAACCAGAACAAUAUACCCCUGCAGAAAGACGAAAAGCAGAGAAACCAUUAGACAACUUGCAAUUAGAAGGAGAAUUUGAAAGAUCUGAGUCGUUUAGGUAUGAGCAAGCUGAGCGAAGAACUCUGAUCAAACAUUAUGAUAACCUUCGACCUGAAGGCGACUUUGAGAGACCGGAGCAACUCAAAUAUAAGCCAACUGAAAGACCCAAAGCGAAGAGACCAAAAGACAACUUACAGCCGGAUGGAGAUUUUGAAAUGCCUGAACAGCAAAAAGUUGUGCCGGCUGAAGUUAGGACGCCGAUCAAACAUUUCGACAAUCUUCGACCUGAGGGCGAGUUCGAGAGGCCAGAACAACAGCGGCCUGAGCAAGAGAAAUUCAAGCCAGCUGAGAGGCCCAUAGCGAAGAAACCAAAAGACAACUUGCUGCCGGAGGGCGAUUUUGAAAGACCUGAGCAACUUAAAGUUGUCCCGGCUGAAGUUAGGACACCGAUUAAACAUUUUGACAAUCUUCGACCUGAAGGUAACUUUGAAAGACCAGAACAACAGCGGUACGAGCCGGCUGAAAGGCCCAAAGCGAAAAAACCAAAAGAUAACUUACAGCCCGAGGGUGAUUUUGAAAGACCUGAACAGGAGAAAUUCAAGCCAACUAAGAGGCCCCAAGCAAAGAAACCAAAAGACAACCUACAGCCGGAGGGCGAUUUUGAAAGACCUGAGCAAGAGAAAUUCAGGCCAGCUGAGAGGCCCACAGCGAGGAAACCAAAAGAUAACUUGCAGCCGGAGGGCGAUUUUGAAAGACCUGAACAGAAAGCAAAACACAAAACAGUGCCGGCUGAAGAACAUUUCGACAAUCUUCGACCUGAAGGCGAUUUCGAGAGGCCAGAGCAACAGCGGUAUGAGCCGGCUGAAAGACCCAAAGCGAAAAAACCAAAGGAUAACUUACAGCCCGAAGGUGAUUUUGAAAGACCCGAACAGGAGAAAUUUAAGCCAACUGAGAGGCCCCAAGCAAAGAAACCAAAAGACAACCUGCAUCCGGAGGGCGAUUUUGAAAGGCCUGAGCAGGAGAAAUUUAAGCCAGCUGAUAGGCCCAAAGCUAAGAAACCAAAAGACAAUUUGCAGCCGGAGGGCAAUUUCGAAAGGCCUGAGCAGGAGAAAUUUAAGCCAGCUGAGAGGCCCAAAGCAAAGAAACCAAAAGACAACUUGCAGCCGGAGGGCUAUUUUGAAAGGCCUGAGCAAGAGAAAUUCAGGCCAGCUGAGAGGCCCACAGCGAAGAAACCAAAAGACAACUUGCAGCCGGAGGGCAGUUUUGAAAGGCCUGAGCAACUUAAAGUUGUGCCGGCUGAAGUUAGAACGCCUAUCAAACAUUUCGACAAUCUUCGACCAGAGGGUAGUUUUGAAAGACCUGAACCAGAACAAUAUACCCCUGCAGAAAGACGCAAAGCAGAGAAACCAUCAGAUAACUUGCAAUUAGAAGGAGAAUUCGAAAGAUCUGAAUCGUUUAGGUAUGAACAAGCAGAGCGAAGAACUCUGAUCAAACAAUAUGAUAACCUUCGACCUGAAGGCGACUUUGAAAGGCCCGAGCAACCCAAAUAUAAACCAACUGAAAGACCCAAAGCAAAAAUACCAAAAGACAACUUACGGCCGGAGGGCGAUUUUGAAAGACCCGAACAACUUAAAGUUGUGCCGACUGAAGUUAGGAAGCCGAUCAAACAUUUCGAUAAUCUUCGACCUGAAGGCGAUUUUGAAAGACCAGAACAACAGAGGUAUGAACCGGUUGAAAGGCCCAAAGCGAAAAAACCAAAGGAUAACUUACAGCCCGAAGGUGAUUUUGAAAGGCCUGAACAAGAGAAAUUUAAGCCAACUGAGAGGCCCCAAGCAAAGAAGCCAAAAGACAACCUGCAACUAGAAGGUGAGUUUGAAAGAUCAGAGUCGUUUAGGUAUGAACAAGCAGAGCGAAGAACUCUAAUCAAACAAUAUGAUAAUCUUCGACCUGAAGGCGACUUUGAAAGGCCCGAGCAACCCAAAUAUAAACCAACUGAAAGACCCAAAGCAAAGAUACCAAAAGACAAUUUACAGCCAGAGGGUGAUUUUGAAAGACCAGAACAACAGCGGUACGAGCCGGCUGAAAGGCCCAAAGCGAAAAAACCAAAAGAUAACUUACAGCCCGAAGGUGAUUUUGAAAGACCUGAACAGGAGAAAUUUAAGCAAACUGAGAGGCCCAAAGCAAAGAAACCAAAAGAUAACUUGCAGCCGGAAGGCGAUUUUGAAAGGCCUGAGCAGGAGAAAUUUAAGCCAGCUGAGAGGCCCAAAGCGAAGAAACCAAAAGACAACUUGCAGCCGGAGGGCGAUUUUGAAAGGCCUGAGCAACUUAAAGUUGUGCCGGCUGAAGUUAGAACGCCGAUCAAACAUUUCGACAAUCUUCGACCAGAGGGUAGUUUUGAAAGACCUGAACCAGAACAAUAUAUCCCUGCAGAAAGACGCAAGGCAGAGAAACCAUCAGAUAACUUGCAAUUAGAAGGCGAAUUUGAAAGAUCUGAGUCGUUUAGGUAUGAACAAGCAGAGCGAAGAACUCUGAUCAAACAAUAUGAUAACCUUCGACCUGAAGGCGAUUUUGAAAGGCCCGAGCAACCCAAAUAUAAACGAACUGAAAGACCCAAAGCGAAAUUACCAAAAGACAACUUACAGCCGGAGGGCGAUUUUGAAAGACCUGACCAACAGAGGUAUGAACCGGUUGAAAGGCCAAAAGCGAAAAAACCAAAAGAUAACUUACAGCCCGAAGGUGAUUUUGAAAGACCUGAACAGAAGAAUUUUAAGCCAGCUGAGAGGCCCGAAGCGAAGAAACCAAAGGACAACUUGCAGACGGAGGGCGAUUUUGAAAGGCUUGAGCAACAUAAAAUUGUGCCUGCUGAAGUUAGGACGCCGAUUAAACAUUUCGACAAUCUUCGACCAGAGGGUAGUUUUGAAAGGCCUGAACAAGAACAAUAUAGACCUGCUGAAAGACGUAAAAUAGAGAAACCAACAGAUAACUUACAACUUGAAGGCGAGUUUGAACGAUCGCACUCAGUUAGGUUUGAACAGGCAGAGAGAAGAACUCUGAUCAAACAUUGUGAUAACCUUCGACCUGAAGGUGAUUUUGAACGACCCGAACAACCAAAAUAUGACGCAACCGAAAGACCUAGGGCUGAGAAACCAAGGGAUAAUCUUCAUCCGGAGGGGGAAUUUGUGAGACCAAAAUCAUAUGAAAGUCUGCCUGCAGAGAAGAGAACUCCAAUCAGACAUCAUGAUAACCUUCGACCUGAGGGCGAUUUUGAAAGGCCCGAGCAACCGAACUAUAUGCCAGCUGAAAGACCUAAGGCCAAGAUACCAAAAGAUAAUAUUCGGUUAGAUGGAGAAUUUAAUGCAAAAAGUAUACAUAAAAUUCAAAUGACAGAGCAGAAGGCAUUAGAUCUGGGCAAACAAACAGUUAAUAUGAGUGAAGUAAGAAAUGAACGUGAAGUAUUUAAUGGUGGUAUAAUGAGUAAUAAUAAACUUGAAACAAUUAAGGGUAGAACGACAAAUAUUGUGAAAAGUGCUGAUAAUUCAAAAAUAGUAGACAACAUUGAUAUGAAGGAUAAUAGAAGUAAGUCGUCAUAUUCAGAAUGCAGUGUUAUGCAGAAAGUCGAUGAUUUGAAGUUGACAGAUAAUGACAAAUAUAUUAGGGUAGAUAAUAUUAAUACAAAUAAAAUAACCAAAUCGUUAGCUGAAAGGCGUAAUAUUAUCAAACAUACAGACAACUUAAAAAUAUCUGGUGAAUUUGUGCGUCAUGCUUCAUCAGAAUGGCAGCCUGCUGAAAAGGUUAAGAUUAAGAAGCCUCUGGAUAAUUUACAAUUGGUGGGUGAGAUGUAUGUCAAUAAUUCACAAAAUUUAAAAAAUACAAUGGUUCGUGGUGAACGUUUUGCUAUUAAGAAACAUGAAAGCACGUUAAAAAUUGGCACGGAUACCAUGGAUUGCGUUACAACAAAUAGCGUAGCUUAUCAAAAAAUAUCUACAAAGAAAAUAGUUCCUUCUAACGAAAACAAAACAAUAGACAAAAGGUUACAUAUGAAAUCAAGCAUUGAUUUAAGUGAACAAAAUUUGGUAAGCAAUAAAAAUACUACAAAGCUUUCAAGCGAAUCAAGAGUGGCUACAAAGAUGCAUUCCGAUGAACAAGUAAAUAGUAGUGUAGGUCACGAACAUGACGCUAAAAGUGUGAUAGCACGUAUCGAAACUAAUUUCGUUUCUGAUAGAAAUACAGCAAAAUCAGAUCAAAACCACUUUUCAGAAAAUGCAAUUGAAAGACAUGUCGUAAAGCGAAUGCCGGUGAGCAAUGAGCAAAUUAUUCAACACGAUUUUGCCAACAAAACAAAUACUAAUGCAAGUAGCAAAUCCGGCUACCACAGACAUAGUACAAUUAGUAGUUCUGUUGGUGUAAGCAAUUCUGUGCUAUGUCGAAAAGGCUUAUCAACUUCAACCGAAGCUUUGCAUGCAAUUAAUCGUGCAGCCGCUUCUCAGAGGCGAAGCAUUAGCAAUUUGCAUGGACAAAGUACACAGUACUCUUCCCACAGUGAGAGAAAAAGUUUAAGUUCUAUUCAUCGGUCGUCUAAGGAAACCACUCAUCAGCAGAUUGAAACUCAAUCUAAUGCACGAAAUAAACACCAAGUAUCAUCAUCUAACGCUACCUACGUUAUUGAACGCCCGCAGAAAACCGUUCGACGCGAUAAUCUGUUAACUGGCGGUGAAUUUUAUGGUCAAAAAGAUUCAAGGUAUGGUAAUUUUUCUAAUUGUGAACAAAGUCUAAGAAGUACCAAAGUUGAACAUACAAGGCGGUCUUCUAAUAUUUCUCAUAUUUCGUUUGGAGAAGGUUCUUUUAUAUCAUCUACAACUUACAAUAAGCAUAGGGGCCCUUGCCCAGCUGCUUUAUUGGAAACUAAUAAAGCACCAUUUAAAUAUACACGUCAAGUGAAGGCGCAUAAAUUUUAUGUGCCUAAAGUUGUCACGGAAAAAUAGGAAGCCUUUAAAAUAUCAUUCAGAAUUUAUUUACUUAUCAAUGUCUUCCAUUACUGUAUAUACUUAUAUAUAUAUAUAUAUAUAUAUAUAUAUAUAUAUAUAUAUAUAUAUAUAUAUAU